Molecule: messenger RNA, 2759 nt
Organism: Lutra lutra (Eurasian river otter)
Lineage: Eukaryota; Metazoa; Chordata; Mammalia; Carnivora; Mustelidae
Gene: PIGB
Product: phosphatidylinositol glycan anchor biosynthesis class B
Exons: 10
Coding region: 994-2325 (443 amino acids)
Biological process (GO): GPI anchor biosynthetic process
Cellular component (GO): endoplasmic reticulum membrane
Molecular function (GO): alpha-1,2-mannosyltransferase activity
Source: RefSeq, a predicted model, not a curated record
UUCUUUUAAAUUCAAGUUUUCUACAAGACAACCCUUCAGAAAGUUUUAUUUAUCCAGGAUAAAUAUCUCUAUUUCUAAAUAUCAUAAUCAGAUAAUAUCCUUAAGACAUCUUAUAAUUUUUUAAAAUCUGUCUUAAAAUGUAGGUCUCCAAAUUGAAUAUAAUAUUGAAAGCUAGGGUAACUAGUUCAGAAUAUAGUAGAACCAUUAAUCCUACAAAUGUUAUACUCCUGUCAUUGCACAACAUAUAGUUUCAGUGGCUUCUUUGUACUGUUGGCUUAUAUUAAACUCGUAGCUAAACUGACUUCUCACAUAAACUACUUUCAGGCCUGAGAGGCAAGAAUGAAGCAUAAAGAUCUCUAGGCAGAGUAAGCAGAAGGUAUGUACACAGGUGCCUUUUGCUGUAUUUUACAGGGCAGAGUUUAAGUGAAAUUAUGAAGUACAGCAUACCUUUAAAACUUAAACAUUUAUUUAAAACUUACUGACAAAGAGGAAGAACAUAUAAAGCUAAAGUGUUAGAAGCCAUUGGCACCUGAAAGUAAAGCCACUCUAAUUACACUGUAAAAUUAAUAAAGACUGGUCCAACACAAGUAAAAAUUUAAAUAUAUUUUUAGAAAACAUCUUUUGAGCUAACCUAGAUUAAAUUGUCCUCUAUCAGUGUGUUAUUUGUUAAUGAUAACUGUGACACAUUUUUUUAAAACUCUCAAAGAUGUCAUUGUGUAGCAUUAGAAUUACUAACUGUAAUUAAGUUAUAAUAUUUACUCUUUAGUUUUACCCUUAAAUUUACUUUUUAAUGUCAUCUGAUUACUGUGUUUCUGUAGUUGUAGAAUACUCAUCCUUUUAUAGAAAAAAGAAAGUAACUCAUUUUAUUAUCCAUAUUGCAGGAUGGGGAAGCAGUGUACCUUAGUAGUUAAGAGCACAGUCUUUAGAAUCAGGAAGACCUGGGUUUGAAUUCUGGUUUCUACACUAGCUGUGCAGCCUUGAGAAAAUUAUUUAAUGUCUCUUUACCUCAGUUUCCUCACUUAUAAAGCAGUGCUGAUCUCACAGGGAUUGUUAGGACUGAAUGCACUGAUACACGUAAAGUACUUGAUUUGGAUUCCUAGACUUGCCCAAGCACUUUUGUCUGCUAUAGCAGACAUCAGACUCUACUCAUUAAUGAAGCAACUUGAAAAUCAGCAAAUGGCAAAAUGGGUGUUUUUUUGCCAGUUGUGCUCUUGGUUCACAUGGUAUUGCUGUACCAGAACUCUUACAAACACCAUGGAAACUGUUCUCACUAUAAUUGCUCUUUUCUACUAUCCUUUGGAAGGUUCAAAGUCUAUGAACAGUGUCAAGUACUCGUCCCUGGUGGCACUUGCCUUCAUAAUUCGUCCCACAGCUAUCAUUCCAUGGAUACCCUUGGUCUUUAGACAUUUCUGGCAAGAACAGAAAAAGCUUGAUCUUAUUCUGCAUCAGUUUUUACCUAUAGGAUUUGUCACUUUGAGUUUGUCUCUGAUAGUUGAUCGUAUUUUUUUUGGUCAAUGGACCCUGGUUCAAUAUAACUUUUUGAAAUUUAACGUGCUUCAGAAUUUGGGAAUGUUUUAUGGUUCUCAUCCAUGGUAUUGGUACUUUAGUCAAGGAUUUCCAGCUGUCUUGGGUACUCACUUACCCUUCUUUAUUCAUGGCUGCUUUCUGGCCCCAAAGAGGUACCGAAUACUUUUGGUAACUGUGCUAUGGACACUGCUAGUUUAUAGCAUGUUGAGCCACAAAGAAUUUAGGUUUAUCUAUCCAGUUUUACCAUUCUGUAUGGUGUUCUGUGGGUACUCACUAAACCACCUGAAAACAUGGAAGAAACCAGCUCUCAGCUUCCUGUUUUUAUCGAAUAUGCUCCUUGCCCUCUAUACUGGUUUAGUUCAUCAACGAGGUACUCUUGAUGUCAUGACUCAUGUUCAAGAACUCUGUUACAAUAAACCAAAUCAAUCUUCAGCUUCAGUAUUUAUAAUGAUGCCUUGCCACUCUACUCCUUAUUAUAGCCACGUCCACUACCCACUUCCAAUGAGAUUUCUCCAGUGUCCCCCAGACCUGACUGGAAAAAGUCAGUACCUUGACGAAGCAGAUGUAUUCUAUCAGAAUCCCUUAAACUGGCUAGAUAAAGAGUUUCACAAUGAUUCAACAUUGCCUACUCACUUGAUCAUCUUCAGCAUUUUAGAGGAGGAAAUAAGCACUUUCCUAAUUUCAAGCAACUAUGAGAGAACUGCUGUGUUCUUCCACACUCACUUGCCAGAAGCUCGAACUGGAAGUCACAUAUAUGUCUAUGAACGGAAAUUAAAAGGGACACUCAACAGAAGAUGAAAUUCUGAACUGUGUUUAAAUCUUUCCUAAAGCGGUGUCUGGGUGGCUCAGACAUUAAGCGGCAGCCUUCGGCUCAGGUCAUGAUCCCAGGGUCCUGGAUCGAGCCCCGCAUUGAGCUCCUGGCUCUCCUGGGAAGCCUGCUUCUCCCUCUCCUACUCCCCCUGCUUGUGUUCCCUCUCUUGCUGUCUCUCUGUCAAAUAAAUAAAUAAAAUCUUUAAAAAAAAUCUUUCCUAAAGAAACAGACAUUGCUGGGUAGAGAUAUUCAGAUGCUGCAUAAAUAUGCCUGUAAACACUGGGUAAGAUUCGUGGAACUAGCGAAAACCACUGGAAUUGCUUUACCAAAUAUUACUACUGAGGAAAUGUAUGAAUAAAUAUCACAAAGUAUAAAAAUAUUAAUACAAAUACCAGAUUUUAAAUAAAGACCUUUAGUUUUC